Cetraspora pellucida is the source of this 158-nucleotide messenger RNA. The record is from the annotation of a GenBank genome assembly. Lineage: Eukaryota; Fungi; Glomeromycota; Glomeromycetes; Diversisporales; Gigasporaceae.
AAUUGGAUAAACUCAAAAGACUUUAUAAAUCAAUCUCUACAACUACUUUAUUAGACUAUUCUGAAGGUAUAUCAGAUACUUCUUCAACUGAUGAAGAAGAUAACUGCUUAGAAAUUGAAGAUGUUGACAAAGAUAAUGAAGAUAUUGCAAUAUUAUAG